AUGUGGUUCUCAGGCAGAAUGCACCAUUACCGCCAGACAAGGCCGAUCGAAACAGUCGUCAUUCAAUUUGUGGUUAUCUUUCUCAUAGCAACAUUCCUGAUCCGUGUCAAUGUGCUUUCCAGCCCACCGAAGGUUGUCUACAUGUUACUCGAUUCAAAAAACGGGACGGAAACCCGUAUUUCGCGUGAAGAGUUUAGUAGUAUUUCGUCCAAGCAGGCUAAAGCUAGUGGAUUCUCUGGCGAUGAGUGGGCUGAGGACCAGGCGGAGAGGAUUUCGGCUUAUUAUGCGGAGAAAUCGGACAUGCGGUUUAAUGAGGAGCUUGGGAGGACGGGUUAUCCCUUGACUACGACGAGUGAGGAGGCCAGGGCUACUUCUAUGCUAUAG
Penicillium pulvis is the source of this 384-nucleotide messenger RNA. RefSeq lists its product as uncharacterized. Lineage: Eukaryota; Fungi; Ascomycota; Eurotiomycetes; Eurotiales; Aspergillaceae. The transcript has a single exon. The record is from RefSeq and is a predicted model, not a curated record. Bases 1 to 384 code for a protein of 127 amino acids.